AUGAAAACUGUUCAAGUGAAUAUAAAUAGGGCAAACAAGGAUCCAAUAAACUACUUUACAACGCUGGGAUUGAAACAUCUUGAAUUUCCUGAAGGAACCAAAAAAGAGCACAUUAAUGUUGUUAUUAAAACAGAAAAAAAUGAGAUCCAAGUGACAGAAGAUACUCAAUUAAUGAACAUCAUAUCAACCACAUCACAAAUGCCCAUUUUAAUUUUUCAUACAAUAGCACGGCCUUUUUCCAGUUAUACCUUCCAAGAAGCCUCAAAGCUAUUUAACCUUAAAGUAGACAGCAUGGGAGAAUGUCCAGUUUAUCAUCAAGGGAUUGCAGACUUGGUUGGCAUGGAUCGCUACAUUAAUGAUACUGUUUGGGACCUUAUGUGUUUACAUAGAGCAUAUGGUGAUGUUUCUGGAACAAACGAAGCACAAUAUUCCGUUUUUAUAAGAGCCGUUCUUGUUGGAAUCAUCCACACCUAUAACCCUGCAGACAAUUAUCUACUCCUUGAACAAAAGGUAAUUAUGGGAAUUUAUGGAAUGGGGCCUGUUGACUUUGUAAUCAAAAAAGGAAACCAGUUUAUUGGUGUAACAGAAGCAAAAAAAGAAGCCAUUAGCAAAGAUGUGGAAACUUGUAUAAUUAAAUUAUCAUAUUUGAGAAAAAUGAAAACUGUUCAAGUGAAUAUAAAUAGGGCAAACAAGGAUCCAAUAAACUACUUUACAACGCUGGGAUUGAAACAUCUUGAAUUUCCUGAAGGAACCAAAAAAGAGCACAUUAAUGUUGUUAUUAAAACAGAAAAAAAUGAGAUCCAAGUGACAGAAGAUACUCAAUUAAUGAACAUCAUAUCAACCACAUCACAAAUGCCCAUUUUAAUUUUUCAUACAAUAGCACGGCCUUUUUCCAGUUAUACCUUCCAAGAAGCCUCAAAGCUAUUUAACCUUAAAGUAGACAGCAUGGGAGAAUGUCCAGUUUAUCAUCAAGGGAUUGCAGACUUGGUUGGCAUGGAUCGCUACAUUAAUGAUACUGUUUGGGACCUUAUGUGUUUACAUAGAGCAUAUGGUGAUGUUUCUGGAACAAACGAAGCACAAUAUUCCGUUUUUAUAAGAGCCGUUCUUGUUGGAAUCAUCCACACCUAUAACCCUGCAGACAAUUAUCUACUCCUUGAACAAAAGGUAAUUAUGGGAAUUUAUGGAAUGGGGCCUGUUGACUUUGUAAUCAAAAAAGGAAACCAGUUUAUUGGUGUAACAGAAGCAAAAAAAGAAGCCAUUAGCAAAG
Molecule: messenger RNA, 1267 nt
Organism: Entrophospora sp. SA101
Lineage: Eukaryota; Fungi; Glomeromycota; Glomeromycetes; Entrophosporales; Entrophosporaceae
Source: the annotation of a GenBank genome assembly